Molecule: messenger RNA, 777 nt
Organism: Helobdella robusta
Lineage: Eukaryota; Metazoa; Annelida; Clitellata; Rhynchobdellida; Glossiphoniidae
Exons: 5
Biological process (GO): regulation of GTPase activity; signal transduction
Molecular function (GO): GTPase activator activity
Source: RefSeq, a predicted model, not a curated record
UUGCAGUUGUACACAUUCAAAGGACCACACUGGUGUGACUUUUGUGCCAACUUUCUCUGGGGUCUCAUUGCUCAGGGCGUCAAAUGUCAAGACUGCGGAUUCAAUGCCCACAAGAAAUGUUCAGAGAAGGUGCCAAAUGACUGCAUGCCUGACAUGAAGUACGUCAAGCGAGUGUUCGGUGUCGACCUGACGACGCUAGUCAAGGCGCAGAACACGUUGAUUCCAGCUGUUGUUGAGAUGUGCAUCAGGGAGAUUGAGAAGAGAGGAAUUGAGUCGGAAGGCUUGUACAGGGUGGCAGGCUUCCAUGAUGACGUUGAGGCCAUCAGGAUGUCUUUUGACAAGGAUGGGGAUCAAACAGAUAUAUCAGUAGAUAGAUACGACGAUCUGAACACCAUCGCCAGCGUUCUUAAAUUGUAUUUCAGACUCCUACCUAUUCCACUGAUCACGUUUGAAGUCUACUUCAAAGUAAUCGACAUCGUCCGUGAGGAUGAUUUGAACAACACUCAAAAGUUGGAGCAGAUAAAGAACAGCUUCGAACUGCUACCGCCAGCCCACAAUCACACCCUCAAACAUCUCAUCUCCCAUCUGCACAGAGUAACAGAGAAACAGCAGAAGAACAUGAUGAACGCAGAGAACCUAGCCAUUGUGUUUGCACCCACACUCCUUCGUUCACCUGAAACAGAUCCUCUGUUCAGCCUGACUGCCGUGAGGUACGAGAGGGAACUCAUCGAACUUCUAAUACUCAAUCACUCAUAUUUCUGCACUAAUCUCAGUUGA